This is a messenger RNA of Diachasmimorpha longicaudata, 3050 nucleotides long. RefSeq names its product programmed cell death protein 5 (gene PDCD-5). The transcript is spliced from 4 exons. Gene Ontology annotation, molecular function: DNA binding. Gene Ontology annotation, cellular component: nucleus; cytosol. Lineage: Eukaryota; Metazoa; Arthropoda; Insecta; Hymenoptera; Braconidae. Bases 433 to 849 code for a protein of 138 amino acids. The record is from RefSeq and is a predicted model, not a curated record.
AAAUAGCUCUAUAAGUGGAAACUCAUUUUCAAAUUGCCAACCGCAAAAUUACGUAGCAGUGGCGCAUGAACUGCGAGGGUAAAUGUGACUGUCGGUAAGGCAUCACCACAGAGUACGUGCCAUUCGAUUCGCAAGACGGUUUGCAAUUUUUCUAGGGCUCCGGGAAUAUUCUAAAAACGAUUUUUUCGUGUUCGCUUUUUCUCGGUUCCUCCCCAUCCUAAAACACAAAGCCCCACAGUCCAAUUAGGUACCUUCUGGGUGGCAAUGCCUUACCGACAGGGACGUUCACCACCGUCGCUCAUGUGCUACCGUUACGAAAUUUCGCGGUUGAAACGGCGCCAUAGACGUCAGCAAUCUCCCCUUUAAGCCUUGACUGACGUUUUCGAGACUUAUUUGGAGUUUUCGAGUGAAAAACAAAUAUUCUGAUAAACAAUGGCCGAUCCUGAGCUUGAGGCACUUCGUAAGCAGCGGCUGGCACAAUUGCAGAUGCAACAAAGGGGAGGUGACAAUGCCAAAAGUCAUGAAGCACAACAAGAGAAGCAGCGUCAGAUGGAGGACAUGAGGAAUUCGAUCCUAACACAGGUCCUCGACCAAUCAGCGAGAGCUAGAUUGAACACAUUGUCCUUGGGAAAACCAGAGAAAGCCAAAAUGGUGGAAGGAAUAUUGCUUGGUAUGGCACAAAGAGGACAACUUCCUGGAAAAAUGGGAGAAAAGGAGCUCAUAGGCCUUUUGGAGAGUGUGAAUCAACAGACCCAAAAGCAAACGAUAGUCAAGGUAUUCCUUUUACUCGUCUUCAAUUCAAUCCAGCGCAGUCUCUUCAAAUUUGUCAAUAAACUCCAGAUUCAUUGAAGAUAAUUACAUAUUUGAUCGACGAAGAGCAGCACUGGACUCUGACGACGACGAUUUGGAGUAGUAGCUCCCCGCAACCUUAAAUUGUAAGGACUUCAAAAUGAUGAAAUGCUUUUUAAACCGCCUACAUUAUAUUAUUUCUUCCUUUUAUUAAAUUUCAAUUACUCAAUUCACGUCACAAAUUACAAAUCGAUAAAGAUACAAAUACUCUAACCAUAAACGAAUCUUUUUCAAUCACAACUUUUAUAGACUUAUUUUUCCAAUGAAACAUAUACUCAAUUCUUAUGAAAAUUUAAAUCUAAUGGAGUCGACCAAUUCUAGUCGUCGAAGACAUGCAGAUAGACUCAAGUGGAAUGCAUAAAUACUCGCAAAGAGAAACAAAUAUAUUAGAUAAAUAUUUCAAUAAUUCACAUUCAUACAGUUUCACGAUUUCUUAAUGUCUUCAAAAAAAUGCAAAGGAAAUUUUAUUCCAUUGUGAAGCAAAAAAAAGGGCAUCAAUACAGUAAGAGGGUUGUAGAAAGUUCAAGUCAAUGUGCCUUGAAAUUAUCUGCGUAAUGAAUGAUUUUUGGAGCGAAAAAAUCAUAAGAGAUUCGCAUUAUCUCUUGAAACCCGCCAUUCUCAUGAUGCACAGCAUGAGGUAUUCCAUAUCAAGUUAAAUUGAAUGAAAAGUACGUUGGGCAGUGGGUUAAAAGUAUUAGAGGUGUAUUAGGAGAUUAAAGGAAACCAUAAUCUCCGAAACUAAGAAAAUUAAAAACGUUGAGUCAUCGACCCAAAAUUUAUUUAAUAGCAUUUGACUGUCUGUCAAAUUACUGAAGGCUGUCUGAGGCAAUUUUCCAACACUAUUUUCAUCAAAUAACGUCUUACGAGCAACAGCCAAUUAAAAUAAAAUUAAAUAUUAAAUAUAUCUAGGACGAAACUGAAUUGGAAGAUUGCUCAAAGCAUUCGUUUUGAUUAUGAGAAAUUAUUUUAAAACCUAUCAGGAAAACCACACGUGACUAAAUUUUGACUUACGGUUCUCAACCGUAAGCAAAACGCUAUUCAUUUUUAAAACAGUGAAGGCCUCCCAUUGACACACUUGCUAUGGAAAACCUCACACAGGUUUUAUUCCCAAUACCAUACACUUUUAUACCACUCCGCUACUCAAUCCUCAGUAUUGUCAUUGAGAUCGUUCUAAGGAAAAAAUCAAAAACUCCAAUUUCUAACCCUCUUAAUCCUUCUUCAUGUGACUACUGUCUUCCUCCUCCUCUUCUUCCUCAUCCCCAGCAUCGAGAAUAUCCGGGCAGCAGACUCCGUAACAAAUCAACGAGAAAAACAGAGCUGGAAGUCCAAAAAGAACAAUCGUCAAUAUAGGAUUCCCCUUCCACAUCGAACCCAGUGUUGUUCUCAUCUCGAACCACGAUCUGUAGACCUGGACUAGGAUCCCGUUGCCCCCAUAUCUCGGAGCCGUCUCAUUUCUUAUAUUCUCUAAGAACAUUUCAAUGGCAUGUGCAGUUAAUUUGUUUGCAUCAUCGUCUGGUAUAUGGUGAUGAGUUGUACUGGUGUUAAUGACGAUUAAACCUGGCUUUGGCAUUUCCAUCAUUGCGAUACUGUUCACCAGCUCCUGAUUGGCGAUCCAGCCAAACUGAAAGUGAUCGUGAUAUCUCUCUCGUUUUAUCCUUAUUAUAGAUUCAACCAUCUCACGAAACUCCAGCAUAUCUGGAGAUACAUCUUCAACUGCAUUUUCCUCUACAACUGCCAGCACUAAAUACUUAUUUGUUAGAAAUAAUUGGUUUAUGUUCCCUCGAGUGACUUUUGGAAACGUAGAGAAACGUUCUGCAUUCACCCAAUUGUACACUGUGGCAUUGAGCUUCUCGAGGUCACUGUGAUUGUAGCCGGUGAAAUUGUAAUGAACAGUUUCCUUGUAGACGAAGAUCGAAGGAACCUUUUCCACGGGGGCGUGCUUGUCCACAACCGCAGGAUGAGUUUGAUAGAAAAAUGCAUGAGGCUGAAAGGUAUCCGCCGUCCUGUGAUAUAUGUCCCACAGGUGACCCGAUCGUUCCCCCACAUAUAAGAAAUAUAAGCCUUGAGAGCUUUUUAUCAUGUCGAAACUCUCAGUUUUUGUGAUCUCUUGCACUGGAGGACCGGUAAGGCGAAGGGAGAAUUUGACGAUUUCUUCUCGCGUGCGAUCACCAUUGUAUAUAAAUUUCUGCUCUCCUUUCAAA